AUGGUUAAGAUGGAAGAAGAAAACACUCGCCGUAGCCGUAAACUAAACGGCGACGGCUUACUUAACCGCCAAUCAUUGCCGGAUGAUCUCAUCAUAGACAUCCUUUUAAGGCUUCCGGUGAGAUUUCUCCUGCAAUUGAAGUGCGUGUGCAAAUCAUGGAAAACCCUAAUAUCCAAUUCCCGAUUUGCAAAGCAACACCUUCAGAUGUUAACCAUGGAUCAAAGCAUAACCAACCCACAGUUUUUCUUUGGCCGAGGAGACCGCAAAAUUGUAUCUCUCCCUGUAAAGCCAUUGUUGGAAAACCACUCAGAAACUACUGAAGCGGUUGAGUUCAGCAUGGAACAUAGGUUUCGUGUUCUUGGUUCAUGCAAUGGGUUGGUGUGUCUGUUGGAUAUCGAUGAAGGCUAUGUUAGACUGUGGAACCCUUCAACAAGAUUCAAAUCUAAAAAUUCUCCAUCCCUUGAUAAAAGCUUAGUCACAAAUUAUGGCUUUGGCUAUGACCAUGUUAAUGACAAGUACAAGGUGCUACUAGAUGUAUGUCCUCGCGGUAAUAGUAAUAAUCAAAAUGUGAGACUUUAUACUUUUGGAGAAAAUUCUUGGACAACUAUCCAGAAUUUCCCAUGUAACCCUACUACUUUCCCAGGAAAAUUUGUGAGUGGCACUAUAAAUUGGGUAAUAAUUAGACAGGUUGAAUAUGGAGUUGCCGAGUCAUGGACUAGACUGAAGAUGAUCCCUGCAGAGCAUUUACAAGGGCCAUAUUGUGCCAUUGAACCCUUGUUCAUUUUUGGAAAUAGUCUUGUUCUGCUGAAAACGAUGCACGGAAUUUUACUGUAUAACUUAAAUAAUGGUAGGACAGAUAUUCCUUUGAUUUCCACCUCGAACUUGAUUGGGUUGAAACAACAUCUUUACCUUGAGACUCUUGUAUCACCGCAAUUAAAGAGUAAGAUUUAUAAUGAAGGAGUAACAAAAAUAUGGGAUAUUGGUGGGGAUGAAUUGGAUCUAUUUGAUGGAGCUGCUAUUCUUGAAGUUGCUACUCUUUCUCUCAAUGAACGUGAACUAGAAGCUGCAUUCAAUGGAGAAGAAAAUAUUGAUAUUCAACCAUAA
Vicia villosa (hairy vetch) is the source of this 1104-nucleotide messenger RNA. Its product is annotated as F-box/kelch-repeat protein At3g23880-like. Lineage: Eukaryota; Viridiplantae; Streptophyta; Magnoliopsida; Fabales; Fabaceae. The transcript has 3 exons. Gene Ontology annotation, molecular function: protein binding. The record is from RefSeq and is a predicted model, not a curated record. Bases 1 to 1104 code for a protein of 367 amino acids.